Molecule: messenger RNA, 1419 nt
Organism: Mesorhabditis spiculigera
Lineage: Eukaryota; Metazoa; Nematoda; Chromadorea; Rhabditida; Rhabditidae
Source: the annotation of a GenBank genome assembly
AUGUCCGACGAGUUUCUACAAGACACGCUCAAGCGGACCCACGAUGAUGGCAACGGGCCGGCCGUCAAGCGAGCACAUCUACAGGAUGAUGAUGAAGAUGUCCUGCUGAAGAUACUCAUCCCAUCAUCGGCAGUCGGCGCUAUCAUCGGAAAGGGCGGCGAGACGAUGCGCACACUCAAGAACGACACGAAAUGUCGGGUGCAGAUGAGCAAAAACCAGGACGUAUAUCCAGGCACAAACGAGCGGAUCUGCCUGGUGCGAGGCCGCAUCAGCCAAGUGAUGAUCGUCAUCGAGACGCUAAUGGGGAAGAUUCGCGGCAAGGUGGAGGGCUCAGCACGCGAUCCGUUCGACCACAAGGAUGUGCCGAGGGCAAAUGAAGUGAAGAUCCUGAUGCCGAACACGUCGGCGGCGAUGGUGAUCGGAAGGGGCGGGAUGAACAUUCGCGAUAUUCGAGAGGGAACCGGAUGUCAGAUUCAGGUUUUCCCCAAAUCGGGCACCGUCGAGGCGCAGAGCUCACAGGAACGCGUCGUCACCAUGGCCCACGAUGACCUUCACAAGCUGCUCGAGGCCGUUGAACGGGUGCUGGAGAGGGUGGCCGCCGAUCCACAACACGCCCAGUAUGCCGACAAGGAUCACGACAGCUUCAUCUCGGGUGCCUCGGCGUCGAGCGGUUUCUUCUCGGCCCAAUCUGCCCUCAACGCCCCCAAGUUCAACGGCUUCUCGUCGGCCGGCGCCUUCCAGUUCAACCCGCUGCAGAAUCUCGGCAACAAUGAGCUGCUGAGUUUCCUCGACAGCCUGCAGGCAACGCUGCGCACUUCCGGCUUCAACGAGAUGGCCGUCACGGAGGUGAUGCAGGCAAUGCAGGUGUUGGCCAAGUACAACAUCAUGGGGCUCGGAUUGGGGCUCGGCGUGGCGGCAAUGGCUCAGAUGAGGAGCGGUCAAGAGAAUGGCGGCUACCCCGCAUCGAAUGUGUUCAGUGGAAGCACGACGGCCCUCGACCAAUCCUUCAACACACAAGGGAAUCAACCGACGGGCAGUCAAUGCUGGGGCUACAGCAUCUCGCAAAUGGGUCAACCGCAGAAUAUGCCACUUCUCACUCGUCUGAACACCGUCGAGGCGGGCGGUCACGCGGCGUCCGUCAUCAGCAGCAUGGAAUCGAGGGAGGAGAAUCAGCUCGACGUUCAGGUUCCCGACUCGUACAUUGGUGCAAUUCUGGGAUCGCGUGCGCGCACCCUGAUCGACAUCCAACAACAAACCGGGGCCAAGAUCACCGUCCACAAGAGGGGCGAGGAGCCGUUUCCGCUUCACGACGAUGACACGCGGCUUAUCAGUAUUGUCGGCGAUGCGGACCAACGCCUUGCCGGACGUCUUCUGAUCGAGCGCGUCAUCAACGACAAUUUCAACCGUCGUCAAGUGUCG